Asterias rubens (European starfish) is the source of this 7012-nucleotide messenger RNA. Its product is annotated as HEAT repeat-containing protein 5B-like. Gene Ontology annotation, biological process: retrograde transport, endosome to Golgi; intracellular protein localization; endocytosis. Lineage: Eukaryota; Metazoa; Echinodermata; Asteroidea; Forcipulatida; Asteriidae. The record is from RefSeq and is a predicted model, not a curated record. Gene Ontology annotation, cellular component: membrane; Golgi apparatus; endocytic vesicle. The transcript is spliced from 35 exons. Bases 294 to 6425 code for a protein of 2043 amino acids.
CACUUGUCACGUCAAGAAGCAUGAAUUAAAAUCCGUCUCGCACUUCGCCCCCUUCACGUUAUUUCCGGAAAAAGUCGUGGUUCAGAGACUGUUUUUACUAAUGAUGGUGUAUGUUUUAAAGAAGUCUGGAUUAAUGUAACUUGGACCGAAUUAUAACCGAGACUGUGUGGAUAACAAGCAUCUUGUGUUCUUCAAUUCAACAUCGUCGUCCGUCAGAAAUCACACUGGGUAGUACACAUAGCACCGACGACAGCACAGACCAAGCGGGUUACGGUUCUGAUGAAGAGUCUGUGAUGGAGCUCUCGCACAGCUUACUGCUCAACGAGCAGGCCCUGUCUCAGAUCGCAGAGUCCAAACGGCCCAUCUUCAUCUAUGAGUGGCUGCGCUUCUUGGAUAAAGUACUUGUGGCUGCACAAAAAUCCGACAUCAAAGGGUCCCAGAAGAAACUUAUUCAGCAGCUGACCAGUCAGAUCUCGGAGUCUCCGGGGCCGCCAACGCGGGCCCUGCUCGGGAAAUGCAUCGGUACCCUCUUCAGCGUCGGGGACUCGUUUGAUAUCAUAGAAACCUCCAACUUCUGUAACGACAUCAUCAAGAAUAAAGAUGACUCGCCAAGCUUUCUACCAACCAGAUUGGCUGCAGUUGCCGUGCUCGGAGCUAUGUAUGAGAAACUGGGCCGGAUGAUGGGAGGCAGCUUCCCUGAGACAAUCCAAGGCCUUCUAAAAGCUCUUAAGAAUGCAGAGUCGACGGGUCGUUGUGAGAUCAUGCUGUGUCUCCAGAGGAUCAUCAAGGGACUGGGCUCAGCUGCACAGUCAUUCCAUCGUGACAUCUAUAAGGCUGUACGCGGUGCAUUACAGGAUAGGAGUAUGGCUGUCAGGUGUGCAGCCGCUAAGUGUAUGCUAGAAAUGGUAAAGGAAGGCAACUUUCUACACACUACUGAGCUUGAGAACAUGGUGUCUACAUGCUUCCGAGCUCUGGAUGGAUCCAACUACGAUGUACGCAGCGCAGUGUCCAAACUACUGGGAGUGCUUUUGUCUACAACUCAGACCAACAUUUCAAAAGACCCCAGAGCAAAGCGUACCACCAUUGAAGAUGUGUACAAUCUACUCUCAGUGGGCUUCAUGAAGGGGACCUCUGGGUUCCUUAAAGCCGGGGGCGGGGAACAGAAAGGAGGCGGUAUGAUCAACCGGGAGGUCCGUGUCGGAUUCACACAUGCAUACGUAGUCUUCGUCAGGACUCUUGGGGGCCUGUGGCUGGAGAGGAACCUUCAAUUGUUCCUGGAGCGCGUCUUCGACAUUGUCGCCAAUCCCCGUUCCACGCCGACCCACGUGGACGCAGUGUAUUUACGUCGAUGUGUGACCUUCAUCUUGAGAUCCACCCUGGGGGAUAUGCUUGGGGAAAAGGCUCAGGUGUCUACCUGUAAACAGCUGUGUGUGAUCAUGACAAACUAUAUGAAUUCAGUCCGUGAGCCGAGUAGCAGUAGCAGUGGUCAUUCCAUCGAUGCUUCAAACACUCAACAUGUCUUGAUCUGUGCUCUGCAAGAACUAGGGAGUCUCGUCAAGUCUCUGACGACGUGUGCCAGUUCACUAGUCACUGAGCCCAAUGCUAAUAUGUGUGACACAGUAGCCAGUGUGCUGCUGCAUCCGAGCCCUGCAGCUCGUCUAGCUGCAGCUUGGUGCCUCCGCUGCAUCGCAGUGGCCCUACCGUCCCAGAUGACGCCCCUCCUGGACCGCUGUACGGACAGACUGAGCAACCUGAAGAGCUCACCGGAGGCAGUGUCUGGGUACAGCUUCACCAUCGCUGCGUUGCUUGGAGGGGUGAGGGACUGCCCCCUGGGGAUACCCCAUGCAAAGGGAAAGGCUAUUUUCAGCAUAGCAGAAGACCUAUUACGAACGGCCUCACAGAACAGUCGCAUGUCCCUGCACAGAACCCAGGCCAGUUGGCUCAUACUGGGGGCUGUUAUGACAUUAGGUUCACCAGUAGUCAAAAACCACUUACCCAGGCUUCUGCUGUUGUGGCGUAAUGCAUUCCCGAGAUCAUCCAAAGAGCUAGAUUCUGAGAAGGCAAGAGGGGACGCCUUCACCUGGCAGGUCACAUUAGAGGGGCGGGCUGGUGCACUGUGUGCAAUGCAGAGUUUCAUUACUCACUGUCCUGACCUUGUCACCGAUGACGUCAUCCGACGAUGCUUAACACCGCUAGAGUGUGCUAUGUCUAUGCUGGCAGAGAUUCACACAGUCAUCAAAUCCUGUGGUGCCCAUCUGAAAGCCAGUGCAGCAAUGGUUAGAUUGAGACUGUAUGAAGUGUUGAGACUACUGCCCCCAACAUCAUAUGAAGGUAGCUUCACAGCCCUACUUAGAGAGCUCGUAGCUGAGUUCACACUGACGGACAACGCAGCUAACACUACCACCUCCCUCAUGAGAUCACUAUGCCAUGAGAAUGACUCUAUCAUCUUACAGAGCUGGAUCACCGAGACUGAUCAUAAAUCAGUGGAGCUACAGCUGCAGGCAAACAGCGCCUCGGGGUCUGGGGCGCUGGAACACGAUCCGUCAUCGCUGUACUGGAAGACUGUCAGGGGGGAAGACACACCCGGUCCCCUCCCCUUAGGAGUUGCCGUCAUCGAUGCAUCCGUCUCCCUCUUUGGUGUGGUCAUACCCCACGUUGCUGAUAAGCAUCGACUGAAGAUCUUGGAGCAUUUCAAGGAGUGCAUCAGGCAAGCUAAGUCUGCCAGACAGCAAGCCGUUCAGAUUAACGUCUUCACGGCUGUGCUCAGUGCUCUCAAAGGCUUGGCAGAGAAUAAGCGUCGGUUGAAGAACAGUGGUGUAAGGGCAGCAGCCAACAGCCUCAUUAUGAAUGCUCUGACCAAUGCUAACCCCAUCCUCCGCUGUGCUGCUGGUGAGGCGUUGGGGAGGAUGGCACAGAUGGGCGGAGAUAACACAUUCAUCGCUCAGACUGCUCAGAUGUGUUUUGAUAGACUCAAGACAGCCAGGGAUGCUGUCUCAAGAACAGGUAACUCGUUGGCCUUAGGAUGUCUUCAUAGAUACGUUGGUGGCAUGGGUGCAGGUCAGCACCUUAAUACCAGUGUGAGCAUCCUGCUAGCCCUGGCACAGGACUCAACAUCGCCCACAGUACAGAUGUGGGCGUUACAUGCCCUGGCUCUUAUAGCGGAUUCUGGUGGGCCGAUGUUCCGCUCCUACGUGGAGCCAACACUGUCCCUGGUACUCACCUUGCUGCUUAGUGUACCACCGUCCAAUGUUGAGGUGCACCAGUGUCUCGGCCGCUGCCUGGCAGCACUCAUCACAACACUGGGACCCGAACUGCAAGGUAACAAGGGUAAUCUAGCGACUGCAAGGACAUCUUGCCUGGUAGCCUGCACCAUCAUGCAGGAUCACCCAGACUCCUUGGUUGGUUCCGAGGCCAUAGCGUGCCUGCAGCAGCUACACAUGUUUGCUCCGAGACACGUCAACUUGUCAAGUCUGGUACCCCACCUCUGUACAUCAUUGGGUAGCCAGCAUUUACUGCUACGCCGUGCAGCCGUAGCCUGCUUGAGACAACUCUCUCAACGUGAAGCAAAGGAGGUGUGUGAAUACGCCAAGAGUCUGGCCAAAGAUCCCAGAGAUAUGAAUACAACGGAUGGCAUUAAUAUCACAGAGACGGGCUUGCAAGGAGUACUGUUUGGCAUGUUGGAUAAGGAAACAGACCAGCGACUGUUAUCAGACAUUCAUGAUACCUUGAUUAGUAUGCUGCAUGAGUUAUCAGGGAAAGAUCUAGCUAGAUGGCUGACGCUGUGCAAGACAGUCCUGUCAGCAUCGAAAGAUGGGGGAACAGGUACCCCAACCCAGGAAGUUGCUCCCAUCGGCUCGGAUGAGAAAGAUGAAAAAGAUGAUGAACCAGAACUUGAUGACUCUGCAAAGUUCAAGACUGGAGAGAAAGUCAAUACUCAUCCACCAGUGGCACCCAGGUGGCCAACGAGGGUCUUUGCAGCUGAGAGUGUGCGUCGUGUAAUCCAGGUGUGUGACGGCAACACGGUGCACUUUGACCUGGCCCUGGCAAGAGAAAUGAGGAAUAAGACAUCACAAGACAACUACCUGGUCUUGCAUUUAUCUGACUUGGUGCGGACGGCGUUCAUCGCUGCGACGUCAGAGAGCACCCAGCUCCGUAAUGCUGGUCUCCUACUCCUCCAAGAUAUCAUCAAUAAGUUUGCUCGGGUUCCUGAGCCAGAGUUUCCCGGUCACUUCAUCAUGGAGCAGUACCAGGCUCAGGUGGGUGCAGCUCUAAGACCAGCCUUCUCACCAGAUACUCCCUCUGAUGUCACAGCCAUGGCUUGUCAGGUGUCGAGUGCAUGGAUUGGCAGUGGGGUCGCACAUGACCUGAAUGACCUACGCAGAGUCCACCAGCUGCUUGUAUCAUCACUUGCCAAAUUGCAGGUUGGCAAGGGCGCCCCAGCACAACUCUACAGUGAAAGCGCAUCCACUAUGGAGAAGCUUGCUGUCAUCAAGGCAUGGGCUGAGGUUUAUAUCGUUGCAAUGAGGCAGCAUCUCAACCCACCAGAACAGAUCAGUGACCGAGAUGGAUACCACAGUGACCGCUCAGCAGACAGCCUCCUCAACCUUGUCCAGCCGGAGCUCGUCUCCCUGAGCAAGUACUGGUUGGCCGCUCUCCGUGACCACGCCCUCCUGGCCCUACCCUCGGACUUCGCCAGCCAGCUUCCACAGGAUGGAGGUGCAUUCUACAAUUCGGACGCAAUCUCGACGACGAGGCCGCACUACCAGAAGGCGUGGUCACCCAUUGUGUACGCCGCCGCCCUGUGGCUGAACAACGGCGGUUUUGCGACGGUGGAAAAGAACCUUGAUGGUAGUUUUGGGACAGUUUCUGGCAGCGGGCCGGUGCUUCCAGGAAUGGGUACAAGGAUGAGUGCUCCGCAGGGGAAGAGCUCUGAGACGCUCAAGGAAGAUUAUUUCCAUCUCAUUCUAGGAGUGUGUGUUGAAGCCCUUUCAUCCCAGCGCUCAGCCGAGCCCAUUCAGAGUGUUCACUACUGCCUUCAGGCCGUCCAGACCCUUCUGGACACAGCCUGGCCGAGGAGUCGACUCAGCGUGGACCCCUCGCUAGCUGUGGAGCUCCUGAACGUCAUGCAUCGUCUGCUGCUGACUAGAGAGACACUCAGUACACACCUCCUGGUGACCACUGUGGUCAGGCAGGUUAUACAGAGUAUAGAGGAACAGCUGGCCAGAACGAGGAAGAUCAAAGAUGAGACCUCCGAGGCAAAGUCUAACGGUACCGUCCAGGAAGAGGGAGGGGAAAGCGGAGAGAUCAUUCCUGGGGCCUCGGUGGUCUUUGCCACCUUGGAGGUCUGCCUCUGCCUGCUGGUCAGGCAGCUACCAGCUCUCAACCCCACCGUGUCCAGUGCUAUCAUCCAGAGCUACACCAAACACGCUGGACUGUCGGACGAGGCCAGUGAUCUCAUAUCCACCACUGUAGCAAUCAUGGCUGGACUUCCAGAGUUGUGCUCUCCUGCAGGCAGUGUAUCAGUACUUCCAACCAUUCUCUUCCUGACCACCGGGGUGUUGAGAGAGACCGCAGAGCCCUCCAUCGACGGCAAGAUCGCACCCACGGUCACGGCUUCCCUUCAGGCACUACGCAUCCUGUCCCAGUCCAGGCAUCUCAACGAUCCAUCCUACUGUAAAGACUGGGUUAGGUUACUGCGGAGUGCGCUGGCCACCGUCCUGGAUUGUGCUAGGCCAGGUAAAGAUAAAGCUGAUGUAGAUGAUAACAGUAUCCUUCUAGCUGUGGCCGUCAUCGUGGCGUCUGCCCCACCGUCGGUCUCGGCUGUUCCAGGCCUACAGUGUCAGGCUAUCGAACUCUUCAAGAAGACCAUGCACUCGGAUGAGCCAUUGGUGAAAUUCAAGAGUCUUCAGACGAUGUGCUCCGUCUUCCAGAUCAAGCAUCGGGAGAUAGCCACGCCCUUCAUCCACGCCCUUGGCCCGAGGGUUGUGGAGUACCUGCACGGCAUUGGGGGCAACAAGCCAGAUAAGGACAAUGAGGUGCUGGCAGUACUUGAGGCUAUAAGGGUCCUGGAGGUACUUGUAAGCCUCACAGAUGAAGCACACAGGGUUCAACUUUUAGCUCUCUUAGUCCCAAUCUUAAUCAGUCUCCUGGUGCCGAUGACCAUCCUUCCCUCCACCUCCAAGCAGAGCAGAGCCCUCCAUGAGCAGGCCUUGCAGAAACUCAUGAAGAUUGGACCGCUCUACCCGGCCGCCUUCAAGUCGGUCAUCAGCGGCGCGCCAGAUCUCAAGUCCAAGCUAGAGGGUGCCAUUCGAGCCAACCAGGCGGCGGUUAAUAAGAUGAAGGCUCAACACUCGCAGGUCAAGCAAGCGAUGCCGGCAGCACCCAGUAUCAAACUCAAGAUGGAUUUCAGUAACUUUAGCGGAUAAUUUUUCGCCGGAAAACAAGCUUCCCCCCAAUCCCAAUACUUUUUUAAACAACUAUUGUAGAGUACUCAUGUUUAAUAUAUGGGCCCAUUUUUGUAGAGGUGCUUAAGCAGAAAGUAUCGCUUAACAAUGUUCUGCUAAGCACAAAUGAGCAGGCUGGUAACCUUAAUCUGGUAAGCUUGUUGUGCUUAGCUUCUUUUUGUGCUUAAGCAGUUCUAUGAAAAUGAGCCCUGUUCUAAACUCUAUUUAUUAGCACUGUCAGGGUUCGAUGUCACAAAGCAUCUUCACUCUUUAUCUAAGCUUGACAUCGUCUCAAGGGUACGUGAGUGGCCCACUAAUUAAAAUCUCUGAAUUCUACUCACAUUUUCUAUGCUAGCUGUGUAACCAAGAUAUCCACAAAGUAGGAACAGACAUUAUGGUAAAAUCCCCUUGCUCACCAAUGGAAAACACUAAUACCAAAAUGCACAGAUUUUAGCAAACUAAAAGUGCUUUUUACUCGUAGCAGUAAUACUCGUCAUAUCCAUAUUAUUUUCUUUCUUUUUUUUUCUUUUUAACCUUUGUUUAUUUUAAGAUAAAAAAAAUUGCUUUUC